This is a messenger RNA of Sciurus carolinensis (gray squirrel), 5595 nucleotides long. It is a transcript of the gene Galnt3, whose product is annotated as polypeptide N-acetylgalactosaminyltransferase 3. The record is from RefSeq and is a predicted model, not a curated record. Gene Ontology annotation, cellular component: Golgi apparatus. Lineage: Eukaryota; Metazoa; Chordata; Mammalia; Rodentia; Sciuridae.
GAGGAAACCACAUGAGCCACCAGUUGGAGCCCUCAUGAAGGGCUCCAACCUGGGGGUACCGCACCCCUUUAUUUUGGCGAGCCAAAGUAAGGAAGUGCUGAGGGACUCUAGAUUCGGUUUCCCUAGGACCCAGACUGUGUUCUGGUUAUAAGGUGACCACUGCCACCAGGUCAGUACUGAAUUUCUCAAUUGUAGACCGCCUGGUAGGUAAGACUUUCAGAGAACCAGCCUCGUGGACUGCAGAGAGAGAGAGAGAAGCCGCGCGGUUGCGGCGUUUGACUGGGACGACGCUCUCGCCCCGCGCGCCGGGUCCUCGGUCCUCACCUGGAGCGCUCAGGUAGGGCUUGGGCGGGGCAGAAGGCUGGCGCGCAGGCGCGGGACAGGGGCCUCGCCCCUGCAGACGUCGCAGACUGGAGCUCACCUGGGAGACUCCUAGAGGAAGCAGAGCCUCGGUUCGGCCUCUCCUGGCAACGCGGGAGGCCCAGCGGGAAGGCAGGAGGCGGUGGCGGAGGAGGAGCUGGACUGAGCGGCAACUGUAGCGACAGCAACCGGAGUCGCCGCCGCCACCACCUGCACCUGGCUCCCGGCCCACGUCUAGCACCCGCCUGGCCGCCGCUUCCCGCCGCCCUGCCCUGCCUACUCGCCAGGUUGUUGAGAUUGCCUUCCUGAUUUCAGUGGAGAUAAUGGGAUCCCAUAGUAGCAGAAGACAAGUGGCAGCAAGCACUUAACCAUCAAUGAUAAAGUUUUACCAUUUAAAGAGACCUUCUUGCCAGCAAAUCUAUGAUAAAAAAUAGAAGUAACAGAGGAAACAAUAACUAUUAUUUGUCAAGUAACAAGCAUUUAAUGUCAGAAUGGCUCACCUAAAACGAUGUAAAUUACAUAUUAAAAGACAUUACCAUAAAAAGUUCUGGAAGCUUGGUGUAGUAUUUUUUCUUAUAAUAGUUUUGAUUUUAAUGCAAAGAGAAGUAAGUGUUCAAUAUUCCAAAGAAGAAUCAAGGAUGGAAAGAAAUAUGAAAAACAAAAACAAGAUGUUUGAUUUAAUGCUAGAAGCUGUAAACAAUAUUAAAGAUGCAAUGCCAAAAAUGCAAAUAGGAGCACCUGUCAGGCGCAUUGAUGUUGGUGAAAGACCCUGUUUGCAAGGAUAUUAUACAGCAGCAGAAUUGAAACCCAUUCUUGACCGCCCACCACAGGAUUCUAAUGCACCUGGUGCUUCUGGCAGAGCAUUCAAGACAACCAAUUUAAGUAUUGAAGAGCAAAAGGAAAAAGAACGUGGGGAAGUAAAACACUGUUUUAAUGCUUUUGCAAGUGACAGGAUUUCUUUACACCGAGAUCUUGGACCCGACACUCGACCUCCUGAAUGUAUUGAACAAAAGUUUAAGCGCUGCCCUCCUCUGCCUACCACCAGUGUCAUAAUAGUUUUUCAUAAUGAAGCAUGGUCCACGCUGCUUCGAACUGUCCACAGUGUGCUCUAUUCUUCACCUGCAAUUCUGCUGAAGGAAAUCAUUUUGGUGGAUGAUGCUAGUGUAGAUGAGUACUUACAUGAAAAACUGGAAGAAUAUAUAAAACAAUUUUCUAUAGUAAAAAUAGUCAGACAAAGAGAAAGGAAAGGCCUGAUCACAGCUCGGUUGCUAGGAGCAGCAGUAGCAACAGCUGAGACGCUCACAUUUUUAGAUGCUCACUGUGAGUGUUUCUAUGGUUGGUUAGAACCUUUGCUGGCCAGAAUAGCUGAGAACUACACUGCAGUGGUGAGUCCAGAUAUUGCCUCCAUAGAUAUGAACACAUUUGAAUUCAACAAACCUUCUCCAUAUGGAGGUAACCAUAAUCGUGGGAAUUUUGACUGGAGUCUUUCAUUUGGCUGGGAAUCACUUCCUGAUCAUGAGAAGCAAAGAAGGCAAGAUGAAACCUACCCAAUAAAAACACCCACAUUUGCGGGAGGCCUUUUUUCCAUAUCAAAAGAAUAUUUUGAGUAUAUCGGACGUUAUGAUGAAGAAAUGGAAAUUUGGGGAGGUGAAAAUAUAGAAAUGUCUUUCAGAGUAUGGCAAUGUGGUGGGCAGUUGGAGAUUAUGCCUUGCUCUGUUGUUGGACAUGUUUUUCGCAGCAAAAGUCCUCAUAGCUUUCCAAAAGGCACUCAGGUGAUUGCUCGCAACCAAGUUCGCCUUGCAGAAGUCUGGAUGGAUGAAUAUAAGGAGAUAUUUUAUAGGAGAAACACAGAUGCAGCAAAAAUUGUUAAACAAAAAUCAUUCGGUGAUCUUUCAAAAAGAUUUGAAAUUAAAAACCGCCUUCAGUGCAAGAACUUUACAUGGUAUCUGAAAACUGUUUAUCCAGAAGUGUAUGUGCCAGACCUUAAUCCUGUUAUAUCUGGAUAUAUUAAAAGUGUUAGUCAGCCUCUGUGCCUGGAUGUUGGAGAAAAUAAUCAAGGAGGUAAACCGUUGAUUCUGUAUACAUGUCACGGACUUGGGGGAAACCAGUACUUUGAAUACUCUGUGCAACGUGAAAUCCGGCAUAACAUCCAGAAGGAACUAUGUCUUCAUGCCACCCAAGGCAUCGUUCAGCUACAGGCAUGUGCCUAUAAAGGUCACAAGACAGUUGCUGCUGGAGAACAGAUAUGGGAGAUCCGGAAGGAUCAACUUCUAUAUAAUCCAUUCUUAAAAAUGUGCCUUUCAGCAAAUGGAGAACAUCCAAGUUUAGUGUUAUGCAAUCCAUCAGAUCUACUCCAAAAAUGGAUUUUUAACCAAAAUGAUUAAGUGUUCCUUAAAAUUAAGGAGUUGAAAAGGAGAUAUUUUUUCUCAUAAAACUGUGACUAGGCAUACACUGUAGUUUUUGAAAAUUAUGCAAAAGCAGCUAAUUGUAACUUAUUUCCAAGUGCAUUUUUCUUAUUUAUAUCCUAAAAUGUCUAUGUAGCACUGCUACAGAAAUCCCAUAAGUUUCUGUUUCAAAACACAAUAGCUAGUGAUACCAAAGAUUAUUGUCCAGAUAUAGAAGAAAUGUUUACAGUGUGAUGAAAAUAAUCUUCCUAGGAGAGUGAUGUUUGUGUUCUGCACACUUGAGGGUAUGCAUAACUACAUUCACACACUCAAGACUUAAAAUAUUUCCCCUAGUUUUGUGGGGUGAUGGAGAAAGAUUUGAUACUGUAUUUUUUUAACUACAUAGAAAUGGAUCAAUGAAGGCCAAACAUUGGCCUUUGUAUACAAACCAGGAACUUUUGUAGAUCUAGAAUUUAUUAUUUUAAAAUGCAGGUAAUUUUUUUCUCUUUGGUUUACUUGUCUGUCAAAAAAAGUACAUGAAUUUGAAUAAGGAGAGAAAUAUUUUUAACACUUAAAUUUCUUGACAAAUUUAAAACUAUUUUGUAAUCUGACAUCUACUUCACCAGAUGCACUUAAGUCUUCCCUAAAUGGCUUUUCCUAAGUAACUAUACUGUGUGUUUUCCCAAUGAAAUUUUUGAAAACUUUACAAAUUUUUAUCUGUGGAUAAGGUGUCCUUUUCCUUCCUACUAGUCUUUUUUUAAUCUUACCAAAAUAUGCUAAUCUUGAAGGUUCAUGAUAUUGAAUUUCAAAUGCAGAAUACUUGACUCACUUAAUGCUAAAUUUUAUGUAGUGAUUCAUUAUAGAUUGUCUUUGUAAUGGAUUUUUUUUUGUAAAAAGAGCCUUAUUUUUAUCUAUGUGGAAAACACAAUAAAAUAUCCAAAACACUAUUGUAAUCACUUGUUUAAGUUUUCUUCCUUUUUCAGAUAAAAUAUGUAAUUGACAGUAAGUAGGAAAACAAGAAGUUUUGUAUAGUGCAUUUCUAAGCACCUCUUGUUUGUAGAGCUAUCGGGUUUUCUUGAGGAAAAUGUAAAUCUUCAAUAGUAAUGGCAUAAAAAUUGGAGAAUGGAGAAAAUGCUAAGUUAGAUAUUUUAGAAAAUUUUGCAUGAAUUUCUGAUACUUUUUUUGAGCAUCCAAUAGAGUGAUGUUUUUAGAAGAUUUCAUGCUCCCUCAGACAUUAAAUACUUUUUUCUUUUUCAUCACUUUAUAUAUAGAUAUAGUAUAUUCCUAUUCCACAAGUAGAAUUUGACUGGCUUCAUAUUUUAAACCUGGCAGAGUCUCAACUGUGCAAAAGAAAACAUUUCUUGAUUAUUGGUCCCAUCUUCUCAUUCAUAACUUUAAACUGGCAUGAAAGUUCUAUACUCUCUAUAGGACUCUUGAUUACAAUGCCAAUUUUUAUUUCAGUUCAGCUAGCACUUACUGUGUGUCUAACUUGAAUCAGGAGUAAACACAGCAAGUCUUGUCAUUGCCUUUGAGCUGUUCCUCCUGGGGCAGAAAGAAAGAAAAACAGUUCUGAAGUAGUGAGUGCCAAUAUGAAGUUGCAUUUUAUGAUGCAGCUCUCUAUUCUUAUUUGAUAUUUAUUAAUAAGUAAAUAUAUUUCUCUAUUAUAGCUAAUAAUAAUCUAUGUUAUUAAAUGAACACUAAUGCCCUUACAUGUACAAUUUCUGUUUCUCUAAUUGGUUAUACUAGACAUAAACAUGUCCUGGAAAAUGCUUCUUGUAAAGCUUGUUAUGUCUCUCAAAAUAAUACAAACAAAACAAUUUUUCAAAGAUAUCUUAUAAAUGAACUUAAGUGUGUUUAAAACAACAAAACAAACCUGAGGUCCUUCCAUGUAUCAGUCAUAUGCUGUCAUAUUAUGAUCCAACUGAAACCAAUUUAGUUUAGGUUGGUUUUAUUACUGCUGAGUUAAAUGCAUCCACAGGGAAAGUUCUUAACCUGAUAUGGGAGCCUCAGGCUGUUGUUCAAGUGUCAUACCAGUAAUUUCAUUAAAGAUUGGCCCUUUGGAGUGGGUAGUGUCUUUUUUAAAGUCUGAGUUUUGGAACAGUGCUAACAGGGAGUUAUUUAUAGAGCCUGGCUGCCAUCCACCUGAACAAUUUGAAUGUACUCAAGUGUGAAAUUGUGGAACUCUUGCUCAAUUUGAAGCUGCCAUGGCAAAUGGUCUAGUUGCUACAGAAGACCUGGCAUGUUGCCUUCAUUCCAGAUCACCAAGUCCUCGGAUCUCUAGGUGGAUAAGAUGCACUGCCAAACCUGCUAGGGUCAACCUGAUGGGCAGUCUCACUGAAAGCUGAGAUGUGACUAUACAAAUAGCCAUAGGAGAAAAUAAGGUGUAUGAUAAAAUUGGCUAUUACUAUAAUCAGUGAUGAUGGAUUUUAAGUCCCUGUAUUACUGGAGAAUGGUCUUAAUAGUUGAAUAAUUAAAUACUAUGUAAACCAUCAAAACCUAAGUACAGCCAGGCACCAUAGGCUGAGGCGGGAACAUUGCAAGUUUCCUAGCAAAACUCUCAGCAACUUAGACCCUGUCUCAAAGUGAAAAAUAAAAAUAGAAAUGUCUGAGGAUUUAGCUCAGUGGUAACAUACCCUGAUUCAACCCCUAGUACCCUCCCCCCAACCCCCAAAAUGAAUGCAAAAAGGAAGGGAGCUGCUAUUUCUGGUAAAAAUAAGUUUGAAUUUAGCUUUUUAAUUUGAAAUAAAAAACCUAGGGAGGUUCUGCACUGAAUUUCUUUCACAGCUCACUUUAAAGAAAACAAAAAUAAAUGCAUCCUUAGUGUGGUUUGUGCAGGAAAGAUGUAAAUUAU